ACUGUUAAGUGUCAGCUUUGUUUUGAUAAGGAGUUAACCCACGUGCGAUCCAAAAUAGACCAUGUUAUUUUGUAAAUAUUAAAAAAGUAUACACUAAAAAUUAUCGACUACAAUGCCGGCUGUGGUUCAAAAUGACGUUCUAAUCUAUAAGGGAAGCAAUUUUUUCCGCCAACGCCUAUUAUUAUCCACACUUAGCGGUCGCUCCGUGAGGAUCGAGGAAAUUCGAAGUUCUCAUGAUGAUCCUGGACUCAGAGAGUAUGAAGUGAACUUAAUACGACUGCUUGAUAAAAUAACUAACGGUACCCGCGUAGAGUUGAGCGAGACUGGCACAUCCCUUUACUUCCAGCCCGGAAUAUUAAUUGGAGGCCAGGUUACUCACACAUGCUGUCCACAACGAGGCAUAGGUUAUUAUUUAGAAGUUCUUUUAGCUCUUGGCCCAUUCUGUAAAGAACCACUAAAUGCAGUGCUACAAGGAGUGACGCAUCAUGACUUGGAUGUGUCUGUUGACAAGGUUAAGACGGCAGCACUGCCUGUACUAUUGAAGUUUAUACUUGUAGAUGAUGGUUUAGAACUGAAAGUGGUGAGAAGAGGAGCUCCACCCCUCGGUGGAGGUGAAAUAGUCUUCAAAUGUCCAGUCAGGAGACAUUUAAGGCCACUGCAAUGGACAAAAUGGGGUCUAGUGAAGAGAAUAAGAGGUGUUGUGUAUGCUUUAAGGGUCUCUCCCACUAUGGCUAAUAGAGUUGUUGAAGCCGCAAAGGGGGUGAUGCUUAACUUCCUCCCAGAUGUAUAUAUAAACACAGAUCAAUGUCGUGGGUCGAAUGCAGGAAAGAGUCCAGGGUUCGGCAUCAGUCUUGUAGCAGAAACCAAUGAUAAAACAUUUUAUUGUGCUGAAGCUAAAUCAGUAGAAGCUGGCACCAGAAGUAGUACAUUACCAGAAGACCUCGGCAAGGAGUGUGCAAUGAGGUUGCUGGAUGAGAUACACAGAGGGGGAGCGGUGGAUUCCUCGUUACAGUGGCUGCUGGCUUUGUGGAUGGCGCUGGGGCAGAAGGAUGUUAGUGAAGCUGUGGUCGGUCCAUUAUCAGAGUACACAAUAAAAUUCCUCCAACACCUAAAAGAGUUUUUCGGAGUGAUGUUCAAGCUGGAAGUACUGCGGGAACAAGACGAAGAUUCUGAUGAGGAGCAGGUGGUCGCUCAGAAAGUGAAGAUGACGUGCGUCGGCAUCGGUUAUGUUAAUAUUAGUAAACGAACAUUGUAAAAAAUUAUGGAAUUAA
Molecule: messenger RNA, 1271 nt
Organism: Zerene cesonia (dogface butterfly)
Lineage: Eukaryota; Metazoa; Arthropoda; Insecta; Lepidoptera; Pieridae
Gene: Rtc1
Product: probable RNA 3'-terminal phosphate cyclase-like protein
Exons: 6
Coding region: 113-1255 (380 amino acids)
Biological process (GO): endonucleolytic cleavage of tricistronic rRNA transcript (SSU-rRNA, 5.8S rRNA, LSU-rRNA); ribosome biogenesis
Cellular component (GO): nucleolus
Molecular function (GO): RNA endonuclease activity
Source: RefSeq, a predicted model, not a curated record